AUGUCGUCAAACGCCAACUACGAGCCGGAUGCGAACCCCGGAAGCGUCGGUGCUGGUCCAAUCAUGGGGGACGAUGGAAGUAUCGCUGGUGCGUCCGGGACGUCGACGAACAACGUCGGGCUAUCCCAAGGUGGUCUGAUUGCCAUUAUUGUGGUUGUUUGUGUCGUCACCAUAUUCGGUGUCAGCAGCGCAGUUCUCUUCUUCAUGGCGAAGAAGCAUGAGUGGAAGGUCAGGGAGACCAUCCGACGGUCGGCAAAGAGGGUCGUCACGGCUUUGACACCACGACGCAGCGAGUUCCCCAGAUCAGUCAAGGGAUCUUUCCGAUCAACCCGAUCUCAACAUAAGGGCCGCGUGAGGAUCGAUGAUGUGCCACCAACACCCCGCAUUAAACCCGAACACCUGGAUUUGGAGAAGGGCUUGGAGAAGCCGGAGAAGUCGGGAAAAACACGCAUCAACUUUAGCCGCAAGUGA
This is a messenger RNA of Sordaria macrospora k-hell, 471 nucleotides long. RefSeq lists its product as uncharacterized. Lineage: Eukaryota; Fungi; Ascomycota; Sordariomycetes; Sordariales; Sordariaceae. The record is from RefSeq and is a predicted model, not a curated record.